Molecule: messenger RNA, 1401 nt
Organism: Didymella exigua CBS 183.55
Lineage: Eukaryota; Fungi; Ascomycota; Dothideomycetes; Pleosporales; Didymellaceae
Exons: 1
Coding region: 1-1401 (466 amino acids)
Source: RefSeq, a predicted model, not a curated record
AUGGCAGCGCCCCUGUCCGUACUGCUGCAGCAGGUCCAGCAUGAGCGCAAUUCGGAAUCUGUACAGCAGCGGAGGUCGCUUCCACGGAAACGAAGCACAUACUUCAAACGCAGCGCAGGGAAAUCGAGCCCCAUACCAAUCAUGACGCCCGAGAGAACGCACAGCGAACCACAAUCACUUGCAAUGCAAAGAUGGCAGGAUUCACCACCGCAGAACGAAGCAGCUUCUUUGUCGGCUAUCUGUUCCGCGUUGGAGCAUCCUAUGGCAAAUGGAACGCCAAACAGCCCCUGGACGCCCAACUUUGACGCCUUCCGCACUUACCGAACGCCUCCUUCUUUGACCAGUGUGGCCAGCAGUGUGUCUUCGCGGCACUCUGCUGACUCAAGCCGCUCAGCAGCAUCUGGGACAUCAAAACGAUCUCGUGUUACCAAGAAGACGAGGAAGCCGAAGGCUAUUCGAAAAGAGACCAACCCGGAAGACCGUAUCUUUAAGUGCACUUUCUGCUGCGAUACCUUCAAACACAAAUAUGACUGGGCACGACAUGAGCAGUCACUACAUCUUAGCACGACAGAGUGGCAGUGUGCACCCCAUGGUGGCGCCGUUGUUCUGUCGACCGGAAGAGCACAUUGCGCCUAUUGUAGUGCACUAGACCCAACCACCGAACAUCUCGAACAGCACAACCACAGUGCUUGUCAUACCGAGCAGGGUACGCCACGAUCUUUUCGGCGGAAGGAUCACCUCGUACAACAUCUUCGACUGUUCCAUGGAAUCGAAACGCUUCCGCUUGUCGACGACUGGAAAGCAAAUCUGCCACCCAUAAGCUCACGGUGUGGCUUUUGCGAUACAAAGUUGGGCAGCUGGGACGAACGUGUCAACCAUCUGGCUGCACACUAUCGUCAGGGAAAGACAAUGGCCGACUGGACUGGCGAUCAUGGAUUUGAUGCCGCCACUUCGGCUCGCGUUGCUUGCGCUCUGCCACCGUAUUUACUUGCAGAUGACUCCAGAAGUCUUGUGCCAUUCUCUGCAACCGAUCCUGCGUCGAGAGAUCACUUCAAUCAGAUGCUCUCCUUGCUCGAUCAGGAAGGCUUGCUUUCGCCACAAGAACCGAACCAGAACGGCGCUUCUGGGUCAAACAACAUGGUGCUCCCAAAGUUGGUGGAAGACGAUACUCCUUAUAUGUUCGCGGAUGUCUUGGCUCAGCAUCUCAGUCAGUUUGCGCGCAACAACAUCAUGAAGGGCAUAAUGCCGACAGAUGAGAUGUUCCAAAGGGAAGCAAGACGAGUUGCUUUCGGCGACGAAGACGGCUGGAACCAGACACUGGCUGACAAUCGAGAGUGGCUAAAGAGCUGGAAGCAACAAGAAGACUGGCUCAGCCAAGCUGCGCAGCUGAGCCUCCAUUGA